This is a messenger RNA of Macrobrachium nipponense, 3416 nucleotides long. RefSeq lists its product as uncharacterized. NCBI's taxonomy places the organism in Eukaryota, Metazoa, Arthropoda, Malacostraca, Decapoda, Palaemonidae. Gene Ontology annotation, biological process: sensory perception of sound. The record is from RefSeq and is a predicted model, not a curated record. The coding region runs from base 1074 to 2711 and encodes 545 amino acids. The transcript has 4 exons.
AUCUAACACGCACGAAGCCCCGACGUCGCGAGAGAUCAGUAUUAGGUCCUCUCUUUGCUUUGCAAAUUCAGUCAAGGAGAUUUUCAGGUUAUGGCAAUAAGCGGCUACAUACUCGGUUAUUUUCUCUCUCGCUGAGAUUGAAAGGGUUUCGUAGUAAAGGUAGCAAUUGCCAAUUGCUAAAAUAGGCCGUUUCUAGCGACUGGACUGUUCCGGCAAAUGAAUUCUAUCGAAUGGGAAUUUUCAGACGUUUAUAUGAAAGAAUUCAACGUGAGUGGAACAUCGUUAGCCCGCAAGAGUUUAGUACCGCUAAUUCACCUCUGCCUUGCUUGAGUUGUGAGCACCUGUUGCGCUAGACGGAGUUGCCAGACGCUCGAUGACAGUUGACUAAAUUUCAUUUCUUGCUUUUCUACUGCGGCCACAUCGACUCUUACACCACAAUGUUAUCAUAAGCCUAUGUAUAGAAGCAUACAUAUUAAUGGCAUACGACAGGUAACUGGAAAUAUAGAUUGGUUGUGGAUGUGGCGACAAUGAACUGGAAAGGGAGUGACGUAGACGUUACUUUAUGGCUGUCGGGUGGAUGGAUGACUGUGGAAACUUGGAAAGUGCCUCGGCCAAGUUACUGUUAGUUAAGUGCUAAGGGAGUCUCCGAGAGCUCGUCGGGAUCUGAUGCCGUUCGGAAAUGUGAAAGACUUCAUCAAGUUUUAACGAUGUUUCCCUGUGUGCCUUACAUAUUCAAUCGUGUGACCAUAUAGCUUGGGGAAUUACGUAUUUCCAGUGCUCUUUGAAACAAUCAAUGUGAUUCUGAUUGCUGUUUCGGGAAAUCAAAAGAUAUUGGCACUGUGUGAAAGUCGAAACGUGCGUGGAGAAUUUCAUUAGAAAAAAAAUAUUUGUCUAAGUGAAUGUUGACAACCGUGAAUAGGGUCUUUUACUCUCCCGUUGCAGGGAAAAAUUCUUGUCAGAACCGUAACGCGAAAGUCAUUUUUUGUUUGUCAUAAACCUUUCAAUCGUCAAGUUAAUGAGUGGAACAAUUCAAGUCUCUUGGCUACAGCAAAGUGGGGCAUAGCUCCUCAGUCAUGCCUUCCCGUCGAGUACAACAGUACCAAGCAGGUGGACCUUUGGUUGGAUUGACAGCGAGGACCCUCUCUGUUCCCGCCCCCUUUCACGAAUCGAAGGGCAAGUUUCCCCAGGAACGAAAUCAUACGAGAGUUCUUGACGCAGCCAUGGGCACUUUAGCAGAGGGGGCGGUCGUCAGAGAGCAGCUGAAUCGUAUGCCCAGUGGGGGGCAUCAAACUCUACUGGAGGAGGGGACCGAGUCCUCUAACCGCCACUUGAUGAGGCAUCGCUCGCGAUCGUCGAUGUCGGCAGCGACUCCCCCCCGUAGUAGGGAGGCUGAGAACCCGUGGCAACGAAGCUCCUCUCCCGAACACCUUCGUCAGCACAGCAGGCAUUCUUCACCUUCAGAGGUUGGCGAUUCCGGCGUGAGUUCUGAGCACGACACGCCCCCUCCCAUUUCCAAAAAUGCAGUUCGAUGCCAACCUUUGCGCCAUCGUAAUUCAUCCGAUUCAGACAGCGAGAGCAAUCUGUCCAACGACUCCUUACCAGACGCCUUCCACCCGAAGAAACCCAGCAACCACUUAUUGUCGCGGAGCGCUCUGAGGUCAUCGUCCUCGCGCCCUUCCUCCGGCGGCAAAGGAAACUUGCCCGAAGCUCUGCUGAGCGAGAUUCGAGAGAAAUGGACGGAACUGCAACAGAGAAGGGCCCAGCAAGGUCGUCCGGGGGAUGCUGUGUUAGGCAGGGCGGGCAGCCAAGCUCAGUGGUCAUCCAGCCGCCAUCCCCACCGUCGGUCGUGUCCUGCGAGUCCCACCUUGUCGCGCUCCUCCUCCACCAACUUCCCCUCUUCUCUCUCACUAUUCGAGGAGGAAGUCGAUUCCGCCGCUCGAUCCUCGCCCGUGUCCUUUGAGAGCUGGCGACAGCAGCAACCCCCCCCUCCCCAAAUGGCUCCAGUGCGCAUGGACGAUGCUCGGUCGCUCUUUGAGUGUCGCGACGACGAAGCCGGACAUGGUUUCGCAGGCCUUCGGGACAUCUUUUCUCCCCAGCAGGAGUCGACGAUCAAGAGCUACAAAGGAACUGUCAGAGGAGUCAAGAACCGCGUGCGCGCGGGCAUUGCCACUUUCACAUCAGACCAGCGCAUCUUGAAACACUUUAUGGAGCGCGAGCGAGGGAAGGUCGUCGUCUACGUCACGACACUCGGCAUCAUCCGGGACACUUACGAACGAUGCUUGAGGAUCCGGAAGAUCUUGUGGACGCUGCUGGUGCGCUUCGAGGAGCGGGACGUCUUUAUGGCCAGAGACACCCAGAUUCAGCUGCUGGACAGACUCCACGCCAGAGGGAUCACCGUGCCCCAUGUCUUCCUCGAGGGACAGUAUCUCGGGGAUGCGGAGGUGAUCGAGCGGCUGAACGAGUGUGGGGAGCUGCGAAGACUCCUGCAGCCUUAUAGGAAGGCAUCGUCGAACUCGUUCUGCAAUUCCUGCGGAGGCUUCCGACUGCUGCCCUGCUCUGCUUGCAACGGCUCCAAGAAAUCGGUCCACCGCAACGACUUCACCCUGGAAUUCGUCGCCCUCAAGUGCUCCAGCUGCGACGAAUCGGGCCUCGUGAAGUGUCUGGAAUGCGCUGAAUACAAGGAGGAACACGACGAUCACGCGCCUCUCUGAAAACACCUCCAGGAGAAAGACAGAAGAUCAAUCUGACUGGAAGUUCCUCCCGCGCUCUCAUUCAUGUCCCGAAUGGUACUUCAAGUACUGGAUGUGAUGUGAUUUUGUUUUGCUAGAAUAUAUAUACAUAAAAAAACAUAUUGCAAUAGAAGAUUUAAUGGUGAGGCAUAGUGAAGUUGGUCGUUUUGUGAAUCUGUUCAUCAGGAAAACCUGAUUAGAAGACAAAUAUUUUCCGACCGCGUCAACAUUUGCAAUGUUUCAGCCUCGUGCUCAUGACUCAUUUGCAAAGUUCUGAAAUGCAAGUAAGACUGCAAGUCGGGUAUAGAAUACGUCCAGCAUGAAAAUACAUUAUUCUCUCUCUUUCUUUCUCUCACUGUCGCUUAUCACUCCAGAUGAACAUUUUGAAAGACUUAAGAAGAGAAGUGGAGCGAGUGAUCACUCCCCAAAGGACGACAUGGAAAGAGAAACGGAGAGAAGCUUCACUCUCGCUGACCGAUGUGAUGACAGAUGUGAUAUAUUAUAUAUAAUAUAUAAAUGUUAUCAUUACUAUAGUAACUUAUACAUCGAUGUUUGUGUGUGUGUUUGUGUGUGUGUCCCCUGAGCUUUCAUAACGGUUUACCGAGUUUAGCUUUAGGAAGAAGUGAUCGUCAUGUUGAUUUAUAUGUUUAUAUACAUAUGUAUAUGGAUAUAUUUAUAUAUCUCUAU